AUGAUCCCAGAAAAGCAGAUCCCAACAAAAGCAUUUGUGGUUGAAAAAGCCGGUGCCCCAUUCACACUUCAAGACGUUGUUCUAGACGGAGUGCGAUCAAAUGAAGUCCUUGUCGAGAUGAAGUAUACAGGCCUGUGCCACACAGAUAUCGUCGUCCAACAAGGUGCUAUUCCAGUCGGCGACUUCCCAGCCGUGUUAGGCCACGAAGGCGCAGGAAUCGUGCGUCGCAUCGGCAGUGGCGUCAAGGACAAGUCCCUCCGCGAAGGCGAUCUCGUCUUCCUAAGCUUCGCCUCUUGCCACGGGGAAACAUGCUAUCCUUGCAACGACGGGCGAAAUGGCUUCUGUGAUCAAAUAACACUCCUCAACUUUGGUGGUGCUCGAGGCCCCAAUGCCGCCGACUCACCUAUCUCUUUUCCUGGUGGAAAAGGCCCACUGCGCGGCCAGUUCUUCGGCCAAUCUUCUAUGAGCAAGUUGGCUAUUGUGACUGAGCAUUCGGUUGUCAAGGCUACGCCUGGUUCUGGCGUUACCGUGGAGGAUAUGGCUGUCCUGGCUCCGCUGGGUUGUGGAUAUCUCACUGGUGCAGGUACUGUCUUCAAUGUUCUCAAGCCAAAGCCCAAGAGUAAAUUCGUUAUCUUUGGUAUGGGUGCCGUGGGAUUGGCAGCUUUGUUGGCUGCACGGUCUCAGGGCGUGGAGAAUGUUAUCGCGGUUGAUCUUGUUGAUGCUAAGCUUGAGCUGGCCAAGUCUCUUGGUGCGUCCCAUACUGUGAACACGAAGAAUAUCCCUGAUCUCAAGGCUCACUUGCUUGAGCUCUUCCCUGAGGGUGUUCACCGUGUGCUGGAUACAACUGGUGUUACUCCUUUGCUUCAGGUUGGUAUUGACUCGCUUGGUCAUGAGGGUAUCUUGGCUAUUGUCGGUGUUGCUCGUCCUGGUUCGACUCUUAACAUUGAUCCCCUGUCAUUGAUGAUGGGAUGUAAGAGAGUUGUCGGUGCUAUUGAGGGCUGCGCAGAUCCUGCUACGCUUGUUCCCCAGUUGAUUGAACUAUACAAACAAGGGAAGUUCCCCGUUAAUAAGCUUGCCAAGAUCUAUACCCCGGAUACUUUUGAGCAAGCCAUGCACGAUUUACACGCUGGCACUGUGAUCAAGCCCAUCAUCAAGUGGGAAGACCAGUAA
Molecule: messenger RNA, 1170 nt
Organism: Penicillium antarcticum
Lineage: Eukaryota; Fungi; Ascomycota; Eurotiomycetes; Eurotiales; Aspergillaceae
Product: NAD(P)-dependent alcohol dehydrogenase
Exons: 4
Coding region: 1-1170 (389 amino acids)
Molecular function (GO): zinc ion binding; oxidoreductase activity
Source: RefSeq, a predicted model, not a curated record